Rotaria sp. Silwood2 is the source of this 330-nucleotide messenger RNA. Lineage: Eukaryota; Metazoa; Rotifera; Eurotatoria; Philodinida; Philodinidae. The record is from the annotation of a GenBank genome assembly.
AUGGCAUUAAACUGUACAUCAUGUUUACAACUUGAUCCAUCUUUUAGUUGUAUUUGGUGUAAUAAUAUGUGUAUGUUUAAAAAUCAAACAACAAUAACAAAUAAAUUAAUAUGUCCAAAUAGUCAAGAGUGUUUAUCACCUAUUAUAGAAACAAUUGAACCAUUAUUAUUACCAAUGAAUGGAGGAACAUUAGUGACAAUUAAAGGAAAUCAUUUUGAUUUAUUUAAUUUAUCUAUUUAUUUAGCUGAUAUACCUUGCCACUUAAUUGAAGAAGAAAGUUCAAAUACUAAGGAAGUUAGAAUUAACGUAAAUGCUUUGCGAUUAGAAUAA